Aureococcus anophagefferens is the source of this 1887-nucleotide messenger RNA. RefSeq lists its product as hypothetical. The record is from RefSeq and is a predicted model, not a curated record. The transcript has 2 exons. The coding region runs from base 1 to 1887 and encodes 628 amino acids. NCBI's taxonomy places the organism in Eukaryota, Pelagophyceae, Pelagomonadales, Pelagomonadaceae. Gene Ontology annotation, molecular function: metalloaminopeptidase activity.
AUGAAGCUGGAAGGGCUGCGCGUGCUCAUGGUGUCGCACGGCCUGGACGCGUACGUCGUCCCGAGCGGCGACGCGCACUCGAGCGAAUACGUCGCCGCCUGCGACGAGCGGCGCGCGUGGCUCACGGGCUUCACGGGGUCCGCCGGCACGGCGCUCGUCGCGCGGAAGGCCGCGCUGCUGUGGACCGACGGUCGCUACUUCAACCAGGCCGCGACGCAGCUCGCCGGGUCGCCGUGGACGCUCAUGCGGACGCACGAGCCCGGCGUGCCCGACCUGCCGACCUGGCUUUUGGAGAACUGCGCCCCGGGCGCCAAGGUCGGCGUCGACGCCGCGCUCGCGCCGCUGGGCUUCGCGGCGGACUUCGCCGCGAAGACCGCGGGCGAGCUCGAGCUCGCGCCCGUGACCUCCGCGAACUUCGUCGACCUGAUCUGGGGCCGGCGGCGGCCGGCCGUGCCGCGCCAUCCCAUCUACGCGCAGCCCCUGGCGCGCACGGGCGAGACCGUCGCGAGCAAGAUCGCGCGCGUCGCGGCCGCGUUGGGCGACGCGAAGGCCCUCUGCCUCAACGCGCUGGACCAGAUCUGCUGGCUCACGAACUUAAGGGGCUCCGACAUCGCCUGCAACCCCGUCUUCUUCGCCUACGCGGUCCUGUCCCUGCGCGACGGCGUCGCGCUGACCCUCUACCUCCGGCGCCUCGACGGCGACGCCGGCGACGCGGGCGCGCUCCGGCGCCACUUCGAGGAGGCCGAGGGCUGCGGCGGCGCCGGCGGGCCGCGCGUGAUCCUGCGGCCCUACGCGGCCUUCGGCCCCGAGGCGUGCCUCGCGGACUGCGGCGGGGCCGGCGCCGUGGUCCUCGAGCGGUCGACCGCGACGCUCGCGAUGGCCUCGGCGCUGGACCCGUCGCGGCUCCGCCGCGUCGCCGCGUCGCCCGUCGAGACCUUCAAGGCCUCGAAGAACGCCGUCGAGAUCGCGGGCCUGCGGUCCGCGGGCGCGCGCGACUGCGCGGCGCUCGCGGGGUUCUUCGCGUGGCUCGAAAACCGGCUCGACCGCGGCGAGCCGGUGAACGAGGCCGAGGCCGCGGACGAGAUCUCGCGGCGCCGCGCGGCCUUCGCCGGCGAGCUCUACAAGGGCGACUCCUUCCCGACGAUUUCGUCCGCGGGCGCGAACGCGUCCGUGAUCCACUACCAGCCGUCGCACGAACACUGCGCGCCCGUCGCCAAGGACGCCGUCUACCUCUGCGACACGGGCGCCCAGUACGCCGACGGCACGACGGACAUCACGCGGACGACGCACCACGGGACGCCGACGGCCGAGGAGAAGCGGUGCUACACGCGCGUGCUCCAGGGCCACGUCGCCAUGGCGUCCGCGGUCUUCCCCGAGGGCACGCCGGGCUUGAUGCUCGACGCCCUGGCGCGCGGCCCGCUCUGGAAGGACGGGCUCAACUACCUCCACGGCACGGGCCACGGCAUGGGCUCGCUGCUGAACGUCCACGAGGGGCCCUUCGGCGUCGGGGGGGGCGCCUACCUCCACGAGAUCCGCGAGGGCUACUACGUCUCCGACGAGCCGGGCUUCUACAAGGACGGCGCCUUCGGGUUCCGCAUCGAGAGCGACUUGGUGUCCGUCGCCGCGGACACGCGGUUCGGCUACGGCGCGCGGAAGUGGCUCAAGUUCGACUACCUCACGCCGCUGCCCAUGGCGCGGGCGCUCAUCGAGGACGCGCUGCUGAGCCCCGACGAGAUCUCCUGGAUCGACGACUUCCACGCCAACACGUGCUGGGCCCAGAUCGCGCCGAUGCUCAAGGGCACGCCGGACGAGGCGCGGACGCGGGACUGGCUCUGGCGCGCGUGCCGCCCGCUCGGCGAGGCCGCGUGUCCGGACGUGCCUCAUUAG